AUGGGACUCGAUUCUUGUCAUGGGGAUGACGCUAAACAUGAACAGUCGAGUGAAGUGGAGUGGCCAAGAAGUCACCGUCGUGAAAAACGUGCCGUCAUAUUUCCCGGGACCUUGUGGUGUGGCACCGGGAGCAAAGCGCUUGAAUACCACCAGCUCGGCAUGUUUCAGCGCACAGACGAAUGCUGCCGAGAGCACGACCACUGCACCAGUGUCAUCCGGUCCUUCACCGUGAACUUCGGAGUCUUCAACCACAACCUCUACACCGUCUCGCACUGCGAAUGCGACCGCAGAUUCCGUGAGUGUCUGAUGGAGGUGAAUGACGCCAUUUCCCACAUGGUGGGCUACAGCUUCUUCUCCAUCCUCAAAGUGCCCUGCUUCGAGUUCACCCUGAAGAAACACUGCUCCAAGAUCAACUGGUGGGGAGGAUGCACGAAAAUCGAAAUGGCCCCAUAUGCUGUGCUGCAGACCCAAGAUCAAUACAACGCCACCUCCUUGAGUCCCAAAACUGAUGACCAUGUCAUUGUCCCAAAACACCAGGUAGCCAUCAAGCUCUCCACCAUAAAGCCCUCCAGUUCGACCCAGAGGAAGAAGCCUGCCACUGUGCAGCCGGAUGACUGUAUCCCGCGUGGCCGAGUGAGGGGGGACACAUUCAGGCCAAAGCUGAAGAAAGAACACAAGCAACGCUGCCAAAAAAGCAAGAAAAAGAGCAGGAAACUUAUUCCAGCUACUACCACCACUACUACUACUACUACGACAACUACUGCAAAAUCAGAAUCUCCAGUACUUCAAAGCAUUUCAUUCACAACAGCGAGGGUAGACACAUUGGCAUCAAAAGUGAAGGAAAUAAGCAACACAGAGAAUAAUGGCCCUUUACUUCGCCACCCAAAGCCUACAUCCCAGCCAUCAGUUGUACCAGUAAAGAACACAACACCAUUAUCUCAAGUCACCACACCUCAGAGGCAAAAUGAUCUAACUGAACCUACACAAACAACCAGAGUAGCACCAGUCAAGACAACACCACCCCCUCAGAGGCGAAAGAAUCUAACCGAGUCUACACACACUCUGGUCAAGUCUACAGCACAAGUUAGGACAACACCGCCACCAGCCGGCCUUUACAACCAGACCCAGCUGCUCAGCCCCCCCAGGUCACCCACACAGAGGCCGCGCUGUAGACCAGGGUCACCACCUAGGGGGGACACAUUCCUCCCCGGUCAUCCUGGAGGGGUGGAGGCGGGGAUGGAGGACUGCCCUGAGUCAGCUGUCUCCCAGGCGGAGUGGGCCAUAGAACAGAACCGCAGAGACACGCUCGAAAUUCUGCACGAUCGGGCGUCACCAAUACCGCCACGCAAGGGCACCGCGGCUGCACCUUUGAAUGAGGUCACAACACCGACACAGCAGGCGAGAAACAUGUCAGCAGGAGCAAUUACCUCCAACGACCUCUCGAUCCACACGACUAAAACAACGCCUCAGGGAAGAAAACAAGGCUUGCAGCCUUUAUUAGCGACAACAUUCUCCAACCCCACAGCUUCUCAGCAGCAGACAGGGGCGGCGGCAGCAGCAGCACAGACACCUGGGGAGACAAGGACAAGAGCCACUCAGCCGCCCCCAAUCACUUCUCCUCAUCACACCAAAGUGGCUACACCAGGGGCGGCGACACCUGAACAGAUAAGAGCGUCUUCAAAACAAAGCACUCAGGCGCAGACCGCAACAGCACAAAGGCCCGAGCACGAGAGCUCAAGAGGGAUGAGGAUCACGACGAGGAUUGUGCCACAAGAGAAGAAUAGUAACUCUGCUGUGGCGUUAUCGUCCAAGAGGCCUAAUAACCCAUCAGGCAAAAUACUGUGUGGUCACCUCAAGGAUCUGGAUGAGUGUGCACAUAAAAUCCCUCCUUUCGAGAGGAGAUAUGGCUACCACAACAACGAGUCAAAGACGGUUUACCACUGUGACUGCACCCAUAGACUGUCAGGCCACCUCAGACAUCAGAAGAAUGACGCCAGAGCCAUUCAGUUCCUCCUAGUGGAUCAUGUUUCUUUGCUCUGCUUUGGACUGCAGAGUAGCAAGUACUGUAGCAAGAGUACACGGUGCUCGGCUGUGGUGUUUCCUGCAACGGGCCUGCUGGUGGCUCUGAGGAAGAUGGAGUAUGGAGGGGCACCAUCAAAACAGCAACAUCCAAAGAGACACAAAAGAACUCCUGUGCGGCUGUAUAAACGCUGCUUAAAGUCAAUGCAGUCCAAAUUAACAUAGCAAACAUUUUCCUUGAACGUUCUUAUUUUUUCCCGUAUGCCUAUUUUUAAAUUAUUAUUAUUUAAACUGAUCCCCAAUAAAAAAGGUUUUGUUUUUUUAA
Engraulis encrasicolus (European anchovy) is the source of this 2344-nucleotide messenger RNA. RefSeq names its product mucin-2-like. Gene Ontology annotation, molecular function: A2-type glycerophospholipase activity. The coding region runs from base 1 to 2244 and encodes 747 amino acids. The record is from RefSeq and is a predicted model, not a curated record. Gene Ontology annotation, biological process: phospholipid metabolic process; arachidonate secretion. NCBI's taxonomy places the organism in Eukaryota, Metazoa, Chordata, Actinopteri, Clupeiformes, Engraulidae. The transcript has 8 exons.